CACACUCUCGCUCAGCACAGAUUCAGAGGUAGAGAGCAAAACAUUCUCAGUGGGAAAAGGUGCAAAGGGGGAGACUGAAUUUCUUACUCAAGAAAUAGACACAAAGCAGAUAAAGAUGGAGAGGAUGCAGGGAGAGGGAGAGGUGGACCACCUGGAGCGACCAAGCCCACUGACUGACAAGGAGAGGGUGAUGAUCCAGGACUCCUGGGGAAAAGUGUACCAGAACUGUGAUGAUGCUGGGGUGGCCAUAUUAGUCAGGCUGUUUGUGAACUUCCCCUCCUCCAAGCAGUACUUCAGCCAGUUCAAGCACAUCGAGGACCAGGAGGAGCUGGAGAAGAGCCCCCAGCUCAGGAAACACGCUCGCAGAGUCAUGAAUGCCAUCAACACGGUGGUGGAGAGUCUGGAGAACUCGGAGAAGACGACCUCUGUGCUGCAGGUGGUUGGCAAGGCCCAUGCGCUCCGACACAAGGUGGAGCCUGUGUACUUUAAGAUUCUGAACGGCGUGAUUCUGGAAGUCCUGGCCGAGGCGUUUUCAGAAGUCAUGACUGCAGAGGUGGCGGCGGCAUGGACCAAACUCUUUGCUUCACUCUACUGCACUAUCACAGCUGUCUAUGAGGAACUAGGCUGGAAAAAGCAUUCAACCUCGACCGGCUAAAGCUUUUCAGCUUGGACCAGGCACAAAGGGACUGCUCUCAUUCUUGGGCUGUGGCUUCACAAGAUGGGGAAAAAAAAAAGUGACAUAUAAUCUGGGAAUUCAGUUUGGUGGAAUUUAUUAUAAUUGGGGGCUAAACUGUAUUAUAAACUAUAAUAGGCGCGAGCGUGUGUGUGUGAAUGCGUGCGUGCGUACAUGCGUGCGUGCGUGCGUGUGUGUGUCCUGAUUUUACUCUUUGUUGGGUUCUGGCCUAACCAACAAUUGCAGAAAUAUAGAACCUGAGAGUGUUUAUGUGCUUUAUAAGAGCGAACAAGGGUUUUCAGAGCAAACUUAUGACUAUGUUAAAGUUAGGAUUAGUGUCAGAGUUAGGAAUUUAUGUCAAGGUCAAGGUGAAGGGGCCAGGCCAUACAUUAUGUCAACGUCUGAGCCCCCACACACAUCUACAAAUAAUGUAGUGCAAACAUGUGGGUUCAUGAAUGAGUGCAAGAAAGGGAAAUUUAAAGCUGCUCUCCUUGUGUUGCUCUCUUGUAAAAUAUCAUGCAUAAACAAUUUGAAGGAGAGUGCAAAGAGAGAGGAAACGCAAACAGACCCGAGGUCACAUUUGACUUGGAUGUGCCUUCUAAUGAAUGUGUAUAUCUAGAUACUGAAAUGUAAACACUAUUCUUUGUAAACAUUAUGAUGCUUUUCUGAUGUUUUCUCCUAUCAUUACAUAGCCACCUGUGUCCACUUUAUUAGAAAAGCAUAAAUACUAAGACAUUUUUACAUUUUUAAUGAGUAAUUGUGACGAUUGUAGAUUUUUUUUCAUGAUAAAUCACAUUUAUAUCUGUAACAGACAAUACUUUAAAAUAAAUAUACAGAGAAAUGCC
This is a messenger RNA of Salarias fasciatus (jewelled blenny), 1518 nucleotides long. Its product is annotated as cytoglobin-1-like. Gene Ontology annotation, biological process: oxygen transport. Lineage: Eukaryota; Metazoa; Chordata; Actinopteri; Blenniiformes; Blenniidae. The coding region runs from base 116 to 655 and encodes 179 amino acids. Gene Ontology annotation, molecular function: heme binding; iron ion binding; oxygen binding. The transcript has 4 exons. The record is from RefSeq and is a predicted model, not a curated record.